GUGGUGAUGGCCUUGGAUUAUUAAGGCUUCCCUUUGGUCCUCUGUCGCCGAGGAGAAUCUCCAGAAGCGUACCAUGUGGCCUUCGUCUGGAAACUCUUCGCAGCCUCAAGCUAUGCGACAAGAGAAGAAGUCGAUAUCUGGGAGUUUUAGGGCAGAGAAUCUCAUACCAGGGGUUGUUAUAGGAUUCAUCAUAGGUAUGAUAUUGGAUUUGUCACAACAAGUGAGAUCCCCAGUGAAAAGGAGUAGACUUUUAUCCAGCAAGAUCCAGAAGCAGAGUUCUGCACCAGGCAAUGGCAGUGACCAAGAGCUGAAAAUGGUCUUGGUAGUUAGGCAAGACUUAAAGAUGAGAACAGGAAAAAUUGCAUCACAGUGUGCACAUGCUGCCACUGGCAUGUAUGCAGAGUUGAUGCAGAGUGACCGAUACCUACUGAGGCGAUGGGAGGAAAACGGGCAACCAAAGAUAGUUGUAUCUUGUAAAAACCAGCAAGAAAUGAAUAAGAUCACAGAGGCGGCUGAGAGCGUUGGCCUCCCGACUUUUGUUGUAGCUGAUGCUGGAAGAACAGAGGUUGCAGCUGGAUCAAGAACAGUUCUUGCAGUUGGACCAGGACCGAAGGAGUUGGUUGAUUCCAUAACUGGUAGGCUGGCUUUACUCUGAUUCGGAGCUUUUUCUUGGCGUAGUUCCUUUGGGAUUUUGAGCUCCCCAGGAUUAAAGUUAAUUCAGGCAAGACAGUGUUGUUGUGUAAUGAUUGAACAAGGUACAUGUCAGAUUUGUUGUUGGUUAGUUUAAUUGUAGUCGUUCUUGUACCGGUUACAGUAUUUGGAGUUGAAUUCAUGUAAAGUUUUCAUUUACGAUUCUGCACUAACAAGUUAUUA
This is a messenger RNA of Capsella rubella, 873 nucleotides long. RefSeq names its product peptidyl-tRNA hydrolase 2, mitochondrial. Gene Ontology annotation, cellular component: cytosol; mitochondrion. The record is from RefSeq and is a predicted model, not a curated record. The transcript has 8 exons. Bases 74 to 655 code for a protein of 193 amino acids. Lineage: Eukaryota; Viridiplantae; Streptophyta; Magnoliopsida; Brassicales; Brassicaceae. Gene Ontology annotation, molecular function: peptidyl-tRNA hydrolase activity.